UCUUUGAAUCUCACAAUGAGCAGUUCAGAGGAGGACCGAGUUGAUGGCCAUCUGCGAUGUCUUGAGAUACUUCCUUGCAUGCAGGGCGUGACUGAUCAACCUCUCACAGAAAAGGGGUGGAGCAAUUCUGCUGCGGAGGAGGAUCAGAACCCAAUUCAGCAGGAGCCAACGGAGGUCAAGAUGUCGAAGCCAAAGAGCCAGCAGCUCCCUCUACACAAGGUCAUCAUGGUGGGGAGCGGAGGCGUUGGCAAAUCAGCGCUCACCCUACAGUUCAUGUACGAUGAGUUUGUAGAGGACUACGAACCCACGAAAGCAGACAGUUACCGCAAGAAAGUUACGGUAGAUGGAGAGGAGGUUCAAAUAGAUAUUCUAGACACGGCGGGCCAGGAGGAUUAUGCUGCAAUAAGGGACAACUACUUCAGAUCCGGGGAAGGAUUUCUAUGUGUCUUCAGUAUAACAGAGCAAGAAUCGUUUGCUACGACAACAGAAUUCAGGGAGCAGAUUCUUCGAGUGAAGCACGACAAAACUGAUGACCAAAUCCCCUUUUUACUAGUCGGCAACAAAUCAGACUUGGCAGACAAGAGGCAAGUCAGCGAAGAGGAAGCAUCGGAAAGAGCAAAGACGUGGAACGUGCCGUACGUUGAAACGUCAGCCAAGACGAGAGAAAAUGUUGAUAAAGUCUUCUACGAUCUCAUGAGGAAAAUCCGGGACCAAAAGGCACUAGAGACGCAGAAACAAAACGGAAAGAAGAUCAAGAAGAAAACAUCAGAGGGCAGGAGAAAGAGAAAAUGUAUCAUAUUGUGAGACUGCGAGAGACGUAGACGUUUACAACUAACGGACCAUUUUUUGUAAUGGUCUAUUUAUUUCGCCUCUUUUUUAUAUAUAUAUAUACAGUCUAAUGAUGUAAUGCAAAUGGUGGAAGCUGGUCUAUAUCACAGGCAUCAAUGGGGAAAGUCGGGUUGUGGUGUAGUAAGGAUCAGGGGCGAGUUGCAUGACACUAAAAUUUGAUUGCAAAUUGAGGACAUCAAGCGCAACUUCAUUAUCAGCCAGUCAGAAGUGUUCAUGUAGGACUAAUGAUUGAUUUUCAAGGAGUUUCAUUUCAAGCUCUGAUUUUUUAUGCAACAGGACUUCAACUGUUAAUCCAAUUUUUUUUACUAUAACAAGUUUUAUGAAACAGGCCCUAGAUAAGGAAUGAGAUUUCAUCAUAAGGGUGUAUAAAGCUCUUUGAAUGCAUUGUAGGCAACAGAUAUUUUCUAAAUACUGGGUAUGUAUUGCUGUAUAACCUUUUUACAAUAGAAAUUGCUAGAGGAUGAGAAAUAUAUAGGGGCCCCUUAUUGCCAAUUUCACGAUAACUUCCCUACUGAUACUCUCAAUAUCCUGGGUCCCGUCUUACAAAGAGUUGCGAUUGAUACGAUCAAUCACAACUAUGGACGGCCAGCAAUGUCAACAUCUAU
Molecule: messenger RNA, 1454 nt
Organism: Lytechinus variegatus (green sea urchin)
Lineage: Eukaryota; Metazoa; Echinodermata; Echinoidea; Temnopleuroida; Toxopneustidae
Product: ras-related protein Ral-A-like
Exons: 5
Coding region: 16-804 (262 amino acids)
Biological process (GO): Ras protein signal transduction
Cellular component (GO): plasma membrane
Molecular function (GO): GTPase activity; GDP binding; GTP binding
Source: RefSeq, a predicted model, not a curated record